GUGGGCCCUGGGUUCAGCCGGCCAGGAGGACUGGUGUCGCCUGGUUUGUGUUUCCGAGCAGGCAAGGAGACUCUCGCUGCCUGCCGGCUGUUGCCUUUGGCUUGCCAUCAUGCCUCGUGCGAGCCCAACAAGAGCAUCUCUGCCGCACUUUACCCUCCUUAUCUCAUGGUGUAUCUUGUCCUCCCGUGCAGAGCUCCACGCAGGAGAUCGGAGAAGAGCUGGAGGAUGGUGUGAUCUACAGCAUAUCGCUCCGGAAAGUGCAGCUCCAUCACACGGCCAACAAAGGGCAGCGAUGGCUGGGGUUUGAGAACGAGUCGGCCUUAAACCUCUACGAGACGUGUAAGGUGCGGACGAUAAAAGCCGGGACCUUGGAGAAGCUGGUGGAGUACCUGGUCUCAGCCUUCAAGGGCAAUGACUCCACCUACGUCACCAUCUUCCUGUGCACUUACCGGGCCUUCGCCACCACCAAGCAAGUGCUGGACCUGCUGCUUAACAGGUACGGCAAGCUCCACGUGCAGGCGAAUGGGGACCAUGCCAGGCACGCUGUGGACGAGAGGAUGGAGCUCAAGAACACCAUCUCCUCCAUCCUGGGCGCCUGGCUGGAUCAGUACUCAGAGGACUUCCGCAAGCCCCCGGACUUCGCGUGCCUCAAGCAGCUCAUCUCCUAUGUGCGCCACAACAUCCCUGGCUCGGACCUGGAGCGCCGUGCCCGCAUCCUGCUCGCCCAGUUCCAGCAGCAAGAGCAGAGCGAGUCUGAGGCAGAAGCUGUGGACCACGGCGGCUGCACCUUCCAGCUGGUGGAGGAGAACGGGGUCGGGGACGGGAAGCCGGAUUUCCUCUCCUUCUCUCCAGAGAUGGUGGCAGAACAGUUCACGCUGAUGGAUGCUGAGCUGUUUAAGAAAGUGGUGCCUUACCACUGCCUGGGCUGCAUCUGGUCCCAGCGAGACAAGAAGGGCAAAGAGCACCUGGCGCCCACCAUCCGUGCCACGGUCUCGCAGUUCAAUAGCGUGGCCAACUGUGUCAUUGCCACGUGUCUCGGAGACCGGUCCCUGAAGCCGCAGCAGAGGGCUAAAGUGGUGGAGCGGUGGAUUGAAGUGGCUCGGGAGUGCCGCAUCCUGAAGAACUUCUCCUCUCUCCGAGCCAUCCUCUCGGCUCUGCAGUGCAACGCCGUUCACCGGCUGAAGAAGACCUGGGACGAGGUCCUACGGGAGAGCUUCCGCACUUUCCACGAGCUCUCAGAGAUCUUCUCCGAUGAGAACAACCACUCGCUGAGCCGGGAGCUUCUCAUUAAGGAGGGAACGUCCAAAUUCGCCACCUUGGAGAUCAACCCGAAGAGGGCUCAGAAGCGGCAGCAGCAGCAGCGAGAGAUGGGCGUGAUGCAGGGCACCAUUCCCUACCUUGGCACCUUCCUCACGGACCUGGUCAUGCUCGACACCGCCAUGAAGGAUUUCCUGGAUGGAGGGCUGAUCAACUUUGAGAAGAGAAGGAAGGAGUUUGAAGUCAUCGCCCAGAUCAAGCUGCUUCAGUCUGCCUGCAACAACUACAGCUUCACGCAGGAGGACCAGUUCGUGGACUGGUUCCACAGCCUGGAGCGGCUCAGUGAGGCUGAGAGCUACGGGCUGUCAUGCGAGAUCGAGCCACUGUCUGAGUCGGCCAGCAACACGUUGAAGGCAAAGAAAAACACGGGCAUCAUCAAGCGAUGGCGCGACGGCAGCUCCCACUCAAAAUCCUUCGACCAGCUCAAGUGCGGGCAGUACCUGUGCAGUGGGGACGCCACCGACUCCGUGAGCGUCACCUCCGCUGGCUCCAGCAGCUCCGACGUGGAGGAGAUCAACAUCAGCUUCAUCCCCGAGUCCCCCGACUGCCAGGAGAAGAAGGUACGGGGCAGCUCGCGGGCUAAAACCACUGUGUCCUCCGCAUCCCCUCUCCUCCCUGCCCUCCAGUUCUGGGAAUCCACCUCCCUCUCCUCCCUGGACACAUCAGGCAUCGGCUCGGGCUCCAGCAGUGCCUCGGGCCCUUCCGUCUCCGUCGAUGACUGCUGCAUCAUCCGCGUCAGCCUGGCUGUGGACAAUGGCAAUAUGUACAAGAGCAUCCUGGUGACGAGCCAGGAUAAGACCCCAGUUGUUAUUCGCAAGGCCAUGGCCAAACACAACUUGGACGGGGACCGGCCUGAAGACUAUGAGCUUGUUCAGAUCAUCUCAGAGGAGAGAGAGCUGAAGAUCCCUGACAACGCCAAUGUCUUCUACGCCAUGAACUCUGCCGCCAACUACGACUUCGUGCUCAAGAAGAGGGGCUUCUCCAAGGGGGUGAAGAUCAAGCACGGCUCCAGCUCCACCCUGCCCAGGAUGAAGCAGAAAGGCCUGAAGAUCGCCAAAGGCAUCUUCUAG
Molecule: messenger RNA, 2387 nt
Organism: Balearica regulorum gibbericeps (East African grey crowned-crane)
Lineage: Eukaryota; Metazoa; Chordata; Aves; Gruiformes; Gruidae
Source: RefSeq, a predicted model, not a curated record